ACUUUCGACAGUAGCGCGGAAGAUUUCUGAGGGAAUAGUUGUGUAAACAUUGUUAGUUCAACAGAACUUUUGUGAUCGUAAAAACUUUGUGUUUGUUUUAUUAUAUGUAAUUAGUCUAUACCUGGCUAAUUUUACUGAUUCAUGCCGCGCAUUCGGAACAACAUCCAGAUGGCACGAAAGAAAGCAGUGCAUAAUUUAUGGUUUUAAAAAAAGAAACAUUCAAAAAAGGAAUGUUUUCAAAAAAGGAAUGUCAUUCAUGUUGUGAUGUGUACAUGUGUGGGUUUUGAGUGAUGUGCCAGUGAUUUGUCGAUAAAAUGGAUGUGAAUACGACGCUUGCGACGAUAUACCCGCGCGAUGCGACGAUCAUGGCGGCGGUUUGCGCGUGCAUUUUUAGUGUGGUUGGAGUUAUCGGCAACCUGAUAACCACAGUAGCACUACUGAUGCACCCGAAGCUGCGCGGCCACGUGACCACAAUGUUCGUGCUUUCCCUGUGCGUCUCUGACUUGCUCUUCUGCAGUAUCAACCUGCCACUGACGGCCAGUCGGUACAUCAAACAAGAAUGGGUGUUGGGACCGAGACUCUGCCAAAUGUUCGCUUUUGUCUUCUAUGGAAAUGAAGCGGUAUCACUACUAUCUAUGGUCGCUAUCACAAUCAACAGAUAUACGCUGAUAGCAUACUACGAUAUGUACUCACAAAUCUACACCACAACGAAGAUAUGGAUACAGCUCAUCAUGAUAUGGCUGGUCUCCUUUGGUCUUAUGGUGCCACCUCUGCUCGGCGUGUGGGGCCAGCUCGGGUUAGACGAAAAUACGUUCUCGUGCACGAUACUCCCGAAAGACGGGCGGAGUCCCAAAAAGUAUCUCUUCGUGUUCGGCUUUGCGCUACCCUGCCUCGUGAUUAUUGUAUCCUAUUCGUGUAUCUACUGGCGAGUGAGAGAGAGCAAGCGGAAGCUGGAAGGACGGAGGUGUGUAUGUGGCAAACUAAGCGGCCAAACAGCGAAAGAAAAAGAGGAAGACUCCCGCCUUACAACUCUAAUGUUAACAAUAUUCUUGUGUUUCCUUGCUUGCUUCCUCCCCCUCAUGAUUAUGAACGUAGCCGAUGAUAGCAUUCGAUACCCUUGGCUGCACGUAAUAGCGUCCAUUUUGGCUUGGGCGUCCAGCGUCAUGAAUCCAUUGAUAUAUGCCGCAACAAAUAGACAAUAUAGAGCCGCGUAUGGAAAUCUAUUGAAAAUGUGCAAAAACAAUCCGGUAGCGCGGAAAACGACGUGGGGCAGUCGGACUGUGGGCCACUCGUCUAAUUCGCCGCAUUACAUCGAAAAACGAAACGCGGUUAAGGAAAAACCAACGAAAUUAUAAUGUUUUGAGGUUAUGUCAAAAGUGACGUUUACCAAAUAUCAGUGUAGACUGUGGGUUUUUUUGAACUAUAAAUGUGGCAAGAAUGUAAAUUUAAAAAAAGGGAGCCUAUUUUUUUAAACGGUCAUUUUGCGAAAUGAAAUGUCAUAAUUACAAUUAACUUGUGCUAGCGAUGCUGUAUUGAAACGUUAAUUUUUAUAAUUGAAAAAAGAAAUAUGCCUCCUAUUUUGAAAUCAUGUGUUUUCGGACAUUGCUCAGCUGGUGUUUGUGAAAUGUAAAUAUAUGUAUCAUAUAAUCACUGUAAUUUAAUUUGUAAAUAUUAAUAUAUAAUCGUAAACGCACCAAAGUUUGUAAGUUAUUUAAUUUAUAUUCAAUUUAUUGGGGUUUGUAUAAUCUAUGUAAUUAGCAUUGAUCUGUUAUAAGAUUUUAGAGUAAGUUAUUUAGUGUAAGUGUCGCUUAAGAUAUUUUACUGGCAUUUUGAAAAUAAAUAAAAAUCGUAGAAAAAUUAUGUACCUUAAUUGUUUAAAAAAAUGAUUAUUAUAUUGAUUAUUAUUAUACAACUCUUUAAAAAUUAAGAAAAAUACAAUACAAACUGAUUAGAAUAGAAUGUACAAAGAUGAUAUCAUUGCAUUUUUUUAUACAUUCCUUAAAUUAGCAUAGUUUGAUUUUAUUCGUACGUUCAGAAAUCAGGGACUUUUAAUUAAUUUUAAAAGUGGUUAAAUCAUAAUAUUAAUCCUUAUGCUUUGUAUCGCUGGUACAGUAAAAUAUUAUCUGUAAUAUCGCUGUCAAGAUACAACCUUUUUCAAUUCUGUUAAGAAGUCUUUAAUUUCUUCCCAAAAUAAGUUAAAUUUAUAAAGAAAUAAUACUUUGUAUUUCCGUAUAUAUUUUAUAAACAUUAUCUUGUAACUGUAAACUCCAAAAAUGGGAUCAUAACUAA
Molecule: messenger RNA, 2289 nt
Organism: Zerene cesonia (dogface butterfly)
Lineage: Eukaryota; Metazoa; Arthropoda; Insecta; Lepidoptera; Pieridae
Gene: Tre1
Product: protein trapped in endoderm-1
Exons: 7
Coding region: 315-1355 (346 amino acids)
Biological process (GO): G protein-coupled receptor signaling pathway
Cellular component (GO): membrane
Molecular function (GO): G protein-coupled receptor activity
Source: RefSeq, a predicted model, not a curated record